AUGAAUGGUCAUAUUUCUAAUCAUCCCAGCGGUUUUGGAAUGUAUGGAUCUCAAAUGAAUGGCUACGGAUCACCACCCACCUUUUCCCAGAUGGACAGAGAACAAAGUUCAAAAACAAGUGCAAAGGCUCUUUAUGAACAAAGGAAGAAUUAUGCACGUGACAGUAUCAGCAGUGUAUCAGAUAUAUCCCAGUACCGUGUUGAACACUUGACUACCUUUGUUCUGGAUCGGAAAGAUGCUAUGAUAACUGUUGAUGAUGGGAUAAGGAAGCUGAAAUUGCUCGAUGCGAAGGGCAAAGUGUGGACUCAAGAUAUGAUUCUUCAAGUGGAUGACAGAGCUGUGAGCCUAAUUGAUUUAGAAUCAAAGAAUGAAUUGGAGAAUUUUCCUUUAAGUACAAUCCAGCACUGCCAAGCUGUAAUGCACUCCUGUAACUAUGACUCAAUUCUUGCUCUGGUGUGCAAAGAGCCAACUCAGAACAAGCCAGAUCUUCAUCUUUUCCAGUGUGAUGAGAUUAAGGCAAACCUAAUUACUGAAGAUAUUGAAAGUGCAAUCAGCGACAGCAAAGGAGGGAAGCAGAAGAGGCGGCCUGAUGCCCUGAGGAUGAUUUCCAAGGCAGACCCUGGUAUACCGCCUCCACCCAGAGCUCCUGCCCCGGUGCCCCCUGGGACUGUUACCCAGGUGGAUGUUAGAAGUCGGGUGGCAGCCUGGUCUGCCUGGGCAGCUGACCAAGGGGAUUUUGAGAAGCUAAGGCAGUAUCACGGGCAUGAAGAAACACCUGAGAUGAUGGCGGCCCGAAUUGACCGAGAUGUGCAAAUCUUAAACCAUAUUUUGGAUGACAUUGAAUUUUUUAUCACAAAACUCCAAAAAGCAGCUGAAGCAUUUUCUGAGCUUUCUAAAAGGAAGAAAACUAAGAAAGGUAAAAGGAAAGGACCAGGAGAGGGUGUUUUAACUCUGCGGGCAAAACCUCCACCUCCCGAUGAAUUUAUUGACUGUUUUCAAAAGUUUAAACAUGGAUUUAACCUUCUAGCCAAAUUGAAGUCCCAUAUUCAGAAUCCCAGUGCUACAGAUUUGGUUCACUUUUUAUUUACUCCAUUACAUAUGGUGGUGCAGGCAACAGGAGGUCCUGAACUAGCCAGUUCAGUACUCAGCCCCCUAUUGACUAAAGAUACAAUUGAUUUCUUAAAUUAUACUGUCAAUACAGAUGAAAGACAGCUGUGGAAGUCAUUGGGAGAAACUUGGAUGAAAGCCAGAGCAGAGUGGCCAAAAGAACAGUUUAUUGCACCGUAUGUCCCCCGGUUCCGCAGUGGCUGGGAGCCCCCCAUGCUGAACUUCAUGGGAGCUCCCAUGGAACAAGACCUCUAUCAGUUGGCUGGCACUGUGGCAAAUGUAGCAGAACAUCAACACAGGCAUGAAGCAAAAAGAUACUCCUCAGAGCAAUCCAGUGUAUCAGACUACCUUCCACCUCCACCUGAGGGGUAUGCAUUCAAUAGCAUUUACACAAGAGGGCCGCAUCUGGACCAAGGGGAUGGUGCUGCUGCUUUUAAGCCAACGCCUAAUCGCCAUGUGGAUAGAAAUUAUGAACCACAAGUAACACAACCCAAGAAAUAUGCCAAAUCCAAGUAUGACUUUGUGGCAAGGAACAACAGUGAGCUCUCAGUUCAAAAGGAUGAUAUUUUAGAGAUCCUGGAUGAUAGGAAGCAGUGGUGGAAAGUUCGAAACGCAAGCGGAGAAUCUGGAUUUGUGCCAAAUAACAUUUUGGAUAUUGUGAGACCUACAGAAUCUGGAUUAGGGCGUGCUGAUCCGCCAUACACACACACUAUACAGAAGCAAAGGAUGGAAUAUGGUCCAAAACCCACUGACCCUCCCUCUGCUCCAUCACCUCCUCCAACGCCAGCACCUGUCCCUGUCCCUGUCCCCCUCCCACCGACCACUCCAGCACCUGUUCCCGUGUCAAAGGCCCCUGCAAACGUCGCCCGUCAGAACAGCAGCUCCAGUGACAGUGGUGGCAGUUUUAUGCGAGAUAGCCAGAGGCACAAACAGCUGCCCGUGGACCGAAGAAAAUCGCAGAUGGAGGAGGUGCAGGACGAGCUCAUCCACAGGCUGACCAUUGGCCGGAGCGCCGCCCAGAAGAAGUUCCACGUGCCACGGCAGAAUGUGCCAGUUGUCAACAUCACUUAUGACUCCACACCCGAGGACGUGAAGACGUGGUUGCAGUCCAAGGGCUUCAACCCUGUGACUGUCAAUAGCCUUGGAGUAUUAAAUGGUGCACAACUCUUCUCUCUCAAUAAAGAUGAACUGAAGACAGUCUGCCCGGAAGGAGCCAGAGUCUUUAACCAAAUCACCGUACAGAAAGCCGCAUUAGAGGAUAGCAGCGGCAGUUCUGAAUUGCAAGAAAUCAUGCGAAGACGACAGGAAAAAAUCAGUGCUGCGGCUAGUGAUUCAGGAGUGGAAUCUUUUGAUGAAGGAAGCAGUCACUAA
Pipistrellus nathusii (Nathusius's pipistrelle) is the source of this 2478-nucleotide messenger RNA. The record is from the annotation of a GenBank genome assembly. Lineage: Eukaryota; Metazoa; Chordata; Mammalia; Chiroptera; Vespertilionidae.